Zalophus californianus (California sea lion) is the source of this 4927-nucleotide messenger RNA. RefSeq names its product SDS3 homolog, SIN3A corepressor complex component (gene SUDS3). The record is from RefSeq and is a predicted model, not a curated record. Gene Ontology annotation, biological process: negative regulation of transcription by RNA polymerase II. The transcript is spliced from 12 exons. Gene Ontology annotation, molecular function: histone deacetylase binding. Gene Ontology annotation, cellular component: Sin3-type complex. The coding region runs from base 677 to 1663 and encodes 328 amino acids. Lineage: Eukaryota; Metazoa; Chordata; Mammalia; Carnivora; Otariidae.
UGCGGACCCCAGAAUGGAAUUCUCAACAUCCUUGCCUUUUGGUUCUCAAUAAAGGUCCAAUUAGGGGAUGAGCUAGGCUCUGGGGGAUGAUCACGAAAAUUCUAGAUGUCAGCGUUUCACAGCCUAUAAAGGGGAUGGUUCAUGUCGUGCACCUCUGUCAACGAGAGACCACCUUCAACCCUUCUGCCUCUCUCAGGUCGCUAAGGAUCCUCGCUUUAGUUCUGGCUCCUUGCGCCGCCUGGCGGCUGUUUCCAGAAAUCCCCUCAAGUUUCGGGGUCCUAGCCGCGGCCAGGUCUGUCCAAGGAUUUGCCUAAUUCUAGAGAACUUGUCUUCUCACCUCCCUACUACCCGUUGAGGAUUUUAAAGACUGCAUGAAAGGGCCGAGGUUAAGACGAAGGGGGCGUCCGGCGGCCUCUCCACCUCCUCAAGGAUGACGGAGUCAGGCGGGCCUCGGGCAGAUCGCGACCCGGAAGUCGCCGCCGGCGCGAGGCCCCCGUUGCCGAGAGCUGGCGCGCGGGGCGGAGCUUGGCGGAGACGGGGAAGGGGUCGCCGCGACUGCCGCGGCUCCCGCUCCUCGAGUUGACGGCUCCCUCGGGGGCUGCUAGGCGGGCGUCGAGUCCGCAGGGCGCGCGGCCGCGGUCGCUGGUUGAGACGCUCAGCCGCGGCCAGAGGCGACAUGAGUGCCGCGGGACUGUUGGCUCCGGCUCCGGCCCCGGCCGGAGCACCGCCGGCCCCGGAGUACUAUCCCGAGGAGGACGAAGAGCUGGAGAGCGCCGAGGACGACGAGCGCAGCUGCCGGGGCCGCGAGUCCGAUGAAGACACCGAAGAUGCUAGUGAAACUGACCUGGCAAAGCAUGAUGAAGAGGACUAUGUAGAAAUGAAGGAACAGAUGUAUCAGGAUAAACUAGCUUCUCUCAAGAGACAGUUGCAACAACUGCAGGAAGGUACAUUACAGGAAUAUCAGAAGAGGAUGAAAAAACUAGAUCAGCAGUACAAAGAGAGGAUCCGAAAUGCAGAACUCUUCCUCCAGCUGGAAACUGAACAGGUGGAGAGAAACUACAUUAAAGAAAAGAAGGCAGCAGUGAAAGAAUUUGAAGACAAGAAGGUGGAGCUGAAAGAGAACCUGAUUGCUGAGCUAGAGGAGAAGAAGAAAAUGAUCGAAAAUGAAAAGCUGACGAUGGAGCUGACGGGAGAUUCUAUGGAAGUGAAACCCAUCAUGACCAGAAAGUUGCGGAGGCGACCAAAUGAUCCUGUCCCCAUCCCAGACAAGAGGAGAAAACCCGCUCCUGCCCAGCUAAACUAUUUGUUAACAGACGAACAGAUCAUGGAGGAUCUGAGAACGUUAAAUAAGCUUAAGUCACCCAAGAGACCAGCAUCCCCGUCCUCUCCUGAACACUUGCCUGCCACACCGGCAGAGUCUCCAGCCCAGAGGUUUGAAGCUCGGAUAGAAGACGGGAAACUGUACUAUGAUAAAAGAUGGUACCACAAGAGCCAGGCCAUCUAUCUGGAGUCAAAGGACAACCAGAAGCUGAGCUGUGUGAUCAGCUCUGUUGGAGCCAAUGAGAUCUGGGUGAGGAAGACAAGUGACAGCACCAAGAUGAGGAUCUACUUGGGCCAGCUUCAGCGCGGGCUCUUUGUGAUCCGCCGGAGGUCAGCGGCUUGACUUUCUACAGUGUUCUUCCCUUGACCUUUUUUCUGGAGUGGUUUUUGGUUUUGUUUUCUUCCCAAUAGAAAGUUUUUAACCCGGGAAUUGCUCCUUGGCCUUGGAAACUGGGGAGCGCUGUUGUGGAUUCUGCGAGGCGCUGUGGUGGCAGCCACUUCGGUCUUUGCGUUGCUCCUUCCUGCCUCGACCUCUUCCGACCAGCCGUCAUCAUGAACUCUUGAUUUGGGGAGUGUUGCGAGUUCGAUUUACUCAUUUCUUUUUUUUUUUUUUGCUUAUACUUUGUCUUUUUUUUUUUUUUUUAAAGCCUCCUUUGAGUUUGAAGGGACAUUUUUUUUUUUUUUUAAUUGUCUGUAGGUCUUUCUACCAGGAAGGGAUACACUCUACAUUGCAUUUUCAUGUUUUGAAUCUGAUUAGUGGAUCACGUAGCUCUUUCCCUUGUCGAGCCCAAUUCACUGUUUCCCCAGAAGCUUGGGGCAGAGGUCCUAGCAGAAGGAGAUUAAUUCUCCUGGCUCUCAGCCUUCUCUGAGAAAUAAAUGCCUUGUGUAACAUCUGGCAUAUGCCAUCCAUUCCACUGGCUGAGCGACAGAAAAAUUUGCCUGGGUGGCUACGUGCACUGAAGUAAAUGGGGUUGGGGGGAGGGGACAUCUCAUGCUCCGAAAUGUGCUGAAGGUACCGCAUUUUAAAUGUUAUUUAAUGCAAGUGGUUUAUUUAGACGCAUUUGUUCUAGCUCAAGCUGGAACAAGGGGUCAUUUCAGAAGUUUUUGUUUCUAAUUCAUUUCUGUUCCCUGCCCCUAAGGAAAUGAAGUGGUACCUGGCUCAGGCCAAUUAUCUGGGUUAUCUGUUGUGGGUGGGGAGGGGAGACUGACCGGGCAGUCAUCAGUGAUCUGUAGACUCUCACUUAAAACUCCACUUGCGCACUCUUGUCGCUGAGGCUGUUACUGCACACGGACUGUUUCUCGAGCCCGUGGAGCUUUGUCGUCACCCCAGCCUCCCAGGAGGUCUGGCCCACGCUGAAGACAAAGGAGCUCUGCCGUGGCUGCCACUCACCGAAGGAAUCCUGGGGAAAUGGCCUUCCCUGCACUCCCUGCCGCCUGCCCCUCAUUUCCAGCCUUGGAGAGGGGAUUUGUGGUUUCUAAGCUGCCACCGUAGGAUAUGUAAAGAAUUUGGGGUUGCAACAACUGUUAGCCUCUCUGUGGGAAAUCAGUACACCUUAUGCAUCUUAGGAAAUCUUUGUACGUCAUGCCCUCGGUCUCGGGUGGUUCUCUUCGUGUCGUCUCUUGAUGCAUAUACCCCAAAGCAAGUUGGGGGCCGUGAUAACAAGUGAAUCACCUUGUAAGUCCUGGCUUCAACAAAGACCAAACCUUACUGACUUAGAGUCAAGACUUGUACAGAUUUUUGUUUUAAUUUAUAACCCAUUUUUUUCUCUCUCCACCCCCCCACCCCGCCCCAGGUGUUGGAGUCUCCUUUAGAUAAGAGGGUAAAUGAUGCUUGUUUUAUUUAGCGUUGCCUGGGUGGGUGUUCUGUGCUGCUUCUCUGCCCGCAGCCCCCACCAUCAUGAUUCCUGGGGUGAACCAAGUCCACAGUAAACAGGGCCUUCCUCUCUUGUUUCUUCUUGGCAGCUUUUGCUCUACGAGAGGGCCUUUCUUGCUGUAAUUGUCCCCGUGGUGGUGUGUGUGACGUCCCAUAAUAGCAGUCUGUUCUCCGUUAGUGCCCUGUGAUGGAAAUUUAGUUAUAGUGUAUGUGGUCAUCAGAGUGGGUUUUUUUGAAUGAUUGUCUUACUUGGCGUCCUAGCAGUACACCAAAGUUUGUUGUUGUGUUUUUUUUUUUUUUUUUUUUGGAAAGCCUUGUGUUGAUAACUACUGGGGAUUUCAGCAUCAACGCAACAAGUUGCCUUUUUUUUUUUUCCUUGCCUUCUCUGGUGGCACCUUUGUGCUUUUGUGAAGUAACUGUUCAUCUGAAGACCAGAGAAUCGGCACUUUGGCUUCUUCUCUUCUGUAAAUUUUAGGGUGAUGAGGCCGUGCUCUGGCCUUGACCACAUCACUGCCUUCUCCUCAGUACCCUUACAAUCCGUAAUCAUGACUGUGGGAAUGGGGGCAGGUGGGGAAUAGACUUGAGACACAGCACAGAAAAUUGUACUCCUAAUCCCAGAAGACUGAGUUUUUUAUUUUAUCACCCCAGAGAUGAAAAGCCAGCAGUUCAACCCCUCUAGCAGGCCCCUGUGGUGACCAGGGGUAGCAGAGCCCCCUUGUUAGGAGUCAGAGGUGCUUUUGUGGUGGACAAAACAGAUUUUGAUAUUCCUGGACUAACAAGGGGCUGGCUUUUAGCCCAGGUAGCCAUUCUCAUUCCAAAAGGUCUUUCUCUCUCACCAGACCAUAGAGUACCACGUGCAUUCCCAAAUUCAGACUGUUUCUUGCAGAUAAUACUUUGAAAAAGGUUGGCCUAGACAACUCUUAGGAAGAACCUGUACAUGUGUUAAUCUGAUCAAGAACUUGCACUUGGGUUAUUCUGAUCAAGAACCUGUAUGUGUUUUUGUUUGAGGCACCUGCCUCAGUCUUCACAGUGUUUGCUAUGGAUGUGUCCCAAUAUUUAUUUUACCUCCGCUUGGGGGCUUUAUGUUGCCUUCCCUACCCUCUGACUCCCUCUCCCAAAGCCAGUGUCCUCUUGAACAAUUUCCAGAUUUCUGUAGCCAUACCAAAGCCAGGAUGUUUUCAUUCGUUUGGAUACCAGUAUUUAUGGAUCUCUAACUACCUAACUUAAUUUUUUUUGUUAAACUCCGAACUGGGGCCAGUAUAAGAUCCCAGAAGCUGAUCUGCAAAUCAAGCUACUUGUAUUUGUGUGUGAGACCCUGUGUUCAGGAUUGGGUGACUUUUCUAAGAGAAAUAUUGGGGGUGGGGUGGGGUUGGUUGUGUUUUGUUUUUUUUUUUUAACCUAACUUGGGGGUGGGGGGAAUCCUAUUUUUACAGUAUUUUUGUUUUUCUAUUAACAUUUCCUUUUAGCCUUGAAUUUUUACUAAAUUUCCUCCUGACUUAAAAAUCUUGUUCCUAAUCUGGGAAUUUGAAAUCUUGGUACUUAAUGUUACACCAAUUUUUCCAAAGAGUUCAAACCAAUUAAAUACCAGUACAUGGUAAAAAUUUGCAGCCCUUUCAAGCAGCUGGUGGGCUUUUUAUAUAUCAUCAUUAACUGGUAUCAUUAAAUGUUCUGAGAGGUGAAUGUAAAAUGUAACAAGUAUAGGUUUUUUUUUUAAUAACAAUAAACUUUCAAAGA